AUGGCCACCAUCGUACCACGCGCCAAGAAGCAGAGGACAAUACCUGACCAGCUUAUCGGCCUCGCUCCUUUGUCCUUACAAGGCGCCGAUCCACUACCAUCACCAACCCAUCAUCACGCUAUGCUAGCACAUCAACAACAUCCUAUACCCCCAUCGUCCCAUCAACAGCAAUAUCCCUACACCACCAGUAACGCCGCCUCCACUUCCACCCACAACAACAUGUCGGCUGCAAGUGGCAGUCGGCCCAUCAAACCCGCAUCAGGCUUUCAAAAGGUCAAUGAACUCAUUGGCGGAAAGAUCCAGGAAGUCUUUGUCAUCGACGACGAUACACCACCGCCAUCCAAUCCGCUCAGCGUACAAGCCGCUCGUGAUCCGCAUCUCCUCAAUAACUAUGCACACGCCGCCAAUGGUCACCGUGCUGCUCCCGCACCCUACACCUCCACACUCCACGGCUACGCUGCCGAUCCACGAUACGAUGCCACUGCACAACUGGCCAAGGGUAAACGGAAAGCACAAGAUGGCCGCGCUACGAAUGCGCAUCCAGGUCCUUCCGCUUCCCAUCUCGACAUGUUGCCUCAUGAUGCCGACCUCAUAGCUCCAGCACCGCAUGCCGGCCUUGACGGAAUCCCAGCCCAAGUUCCCGUCCAGAAGCGACGAAAACGCAGCCACCCUGUCAAGCCGGACGAUAACCUUGUGGCGGGAGGUGCAGGAGCAUAUGAUCCAAACGAUCCCGCCACAGCAGCACAUCUUGCCGCAUCAGGUGCAGCAGGUCUGCUAUCUGCAAAACGGCCUGCACCUGAAAUGGCACAGCCGAGGGUGGCGCCCAACUAUCGAGGUGGCUAUCCAGCAGGCACAGGUGCACUCGACUAUGUUGCACGCUACGAUCCAGCUGCUGCCUUUGCACAAGCGCAUCACGGCUACGAAGGCACCGCCAGCACACGAGACUCUUACGCCAGCUCAGCAUCCUACGUUGCAGCAGCAGCCGCCAACAAUGGUCCUGUCGAUGACGAUCAAGGCCAUUUCAUUGUCAACCAGGGUGACUACGUCACGAGUCGAUACAAGAUCUUGCGGCUCUUGGGUCAAGGAACAUUCGGCAAAGUCGUGGAAUGCUACGACAAGAAGCUACGCAAGUAUGUGGCGAUCAAGAUCAUUCGAGCGGUGCAAAAGUAUCGCGAUGCGAGUCAGAUCGAGAUUCGAGUCCUGCGGACACUGCGCGAGAACGAUCCAGGCAACGAGAACAAGUGUAUUCACUUGUUGGAGACGUUCAACUUCAAGAACCACGUCUGCAUCGUUUCCGAGCUGUUGGGCAAGAGCGUAUUCGACUUUUUAAAGGAGAACAAGUUUCAGCCUUUCCCGCCAUUGCAUAUCUGGAAAUUUGCCAAACAGCUUAUGCAGAGUGUUGCUUUCUUGCAUCGACUCAACUUGGUUCACACGGAUCUUAAACCGGAAAACAUCUUGCUUGUCAGUAGCGAGCAUUCCAUCGUGGCGACAUCAAGGAGGCAGAAUGCCAAACGCAAACAUGUUUUGCACAAUACCGAGAUUCGACUGAUCGACUUUGGAUCGGCGACGUUCAACGACGAGUUUCAUUCUUCCGUCGUUUCCACUAGACACUAUCGUGCGCCGGAGAUCAUCUUGUCCAUGGGUUGGUCCUUCCCGUGCGACGUAUGGUCCAUUGGAUGCAUCCUAGUCGAGUUCUUCACCGGCGAUGCCCUCUUUCAGACCCACGACAAUCUCGAACAUCUCGCAAUGAUGGAAGCGGUACUCGGUAAAAUGCCGGAUGACUAUAGGAGAAAAGCGGAAACGUACAAACCCGAGUACUUCAAGCACGGUGCACUCAAGUAUCCGGUCCCGGAAACUAGCAAGGAUAGUAGGAAAUAUGUUAGGCAGAUGAAAAAGUUGCAGGAUCUCAUCAAUGGGCCGACAGCACAACAGGGGCAGUAUGCGAAACAUCACUCGAGGUUGCUCCAUCUGCUGAGGCAGUUGUUGGAGUUCGAUGCUAGCAAGAGGAUCAAGGUUGCGGAUGCGUUGAAGCAUCCUUAUUUUGAGCUGGAGGAGGCGGAUUUCCCUCCCGUCUAA
Ustilago hordei is the source of this 2076-nucleotide messenger RNA. RefSeq lists its product as uncharacterized. Gene Ontology annotation, cellular component: nucleus. Gene Ontology annotation, molecular function: ATP binding; protein kinase activity. Gene Ontology annotation, biological process: protein phosphorylation. Bases 1 to 2076 code for a protein of 691 amino acids. The record is from RefSeq and is a predicted model, not a curated record. NCBI's taxonomy places the organism in Eukaryota, Fungi, Basidiomycota, Ustilaginomycetes, Ustilaginales, Ustilaginaceae. The transcript has 2 exons.